AUGGAAUCUAGUACAGAUAGUGGAUUGAGGUCAAAGGAUGGGCCUUCUUUGGUCUCUAAUAACGAUAUUCCUGCAGGUGCCACAUGUCGUAUCUGUAGAGGCGAAGCAACGGCUGAUAACCCACUAUUUCAUCCCUGUAAAUGUAAAGGCUCUAUUAAGUAUUUACACGAGCCAUGUCUAUUGGAAUGGAUAAAUUCCAGAAAUAUAGAUAUCAAUAAACCAGGAACUUCGGUAAAUUGUGAUAUCUGUCACCACCCUUUCCAAUUUAGAACUACAUAUGUUGAAAAUAUGCCUGAUAAAAUACCUGUUCCUAUACUACUGAAGAAUAUUUUUGUCUCUUUACUGGAUCGUCUUCGUAAAAUUUCAAUUGGUACAAGCGCAAUAUUUGUUUUAGUGGUCGGUCUACCUUUAACAUGGAACUUUUUUGGUAAAUUAUUCACUUUCAUAUUAGAUGGUGAAUUACCUUACCAUGGUAAUUUCCUAAAGAGUGUAAUUUUUGGUUAUAAUGAUGGACCCGUAGUAGAAAGUGUAACUAUUGACAUGAUUUUUUUGAAAUUGUUAAGUAACAUUCAAUUUUCCACUUUACAGAUCAUCUUAAUUGUUAUCUUACAUUUGGCAUUAUAUUUUCAAUAUGACAUGAUAGUUAGAGAAGACGUUUUUAAUAAGAUGGUUUUCCAUAAGAUUGGCCCUAAUAUUUCUAUUGACGAUUUCAAAAAUAGAUUGAAAGAUCGUUUCCCAAUGAUGGAUGAUGAAAUGUUAGAUCACGUGGCUAGAGCAAUGAGAGAACGUGAAAGAAGGGAAAAUCAAGAAAAUGAUGAACAACGUCAUGUGGCUCCGACUGUACCCCCUGCUCCUUUUGCUGUUCCUCAAGAAGAAAAUCAAGAAGAAGAAGAAGAAGAAGUAGAACCAAUCUUCGAAAAUCAUGAUCAUGAUGAUACAUACAAUGAAGAGGAUGAUUUAGACUUUGUACCGAAUGAAAAUGAAACGGAAUCUGAUAUGGAUCAAUUAGAUUCUGAUAAUGAUACUGAUGGUGAAAAUUUCCAAUUUAAUGAAAAUAAUCCAUUUGAUGAAUUAAUGAACCGUCGUGCUCAAAGAAAUUUUGACAAUUUAAUAGACCAACAGAGAGCAAUGAAUAUAAAUAGACCAAAUGCACCAAUCUUCAUACCACCCCAAGCACAACAACAACAACAACAACAACAACAACAACAACAACAACAACAACAACGAGAUGAGGAAGAACAAGAACAAUUACAAGCACAACAGGCAGGUCCAUUGAUGAUCAAUUUCAACUUAAAAUUGGCCAAUAUUUGGCUAUAUUUCAGUGUUGCAAUUGUCAUUUUCUCCUUCUAUAUCUUAGUAUCAUACUUCAUGCCAACUUUCAUCGGUUACGGUUUAUUGCGUGUCUACCUCGCCGUUUUCUUAAUAUUUUAUCGUGGAUUAGUUCAUUUCUACUAUUUUUCCAAAUUUUCUCAACUUUAUCACAUUCUGUUAAAGAAAAUUCCAUACUUUGUUAAUACACAUAAUUUGAUCGGUGAAAAAGUCAUCAAAUCCCUACUCUUCUACUACAAGGGCUAUAUGGAAAAUUCUUUAAGAUCAUCAAUGAUGAUUAGAGCUUUACCAUCACUGACUACAUACUUAACUGCCAUCUUCAUAGUUUGCGCAUCUUCCGAAUUGGUUUGUAGAGGCUAUGGUCGUGAAAAUGGUAUGCCAAACCGUACAAGAAGGUUCAUCUUUCAAAUGCUAUUUGCUCUGAAAUGUACUUUCAAAGUUUUUACUUUGUUUUUCAUUGAAUUGGCUGGUUUCCCUGUUUUAGCUGGUGUAAUGCUUGAUAUAUCUCUUUUUGCACCGAUUUUAAACAAUCCUACCGACUAUUCAUUGUGGGUCCCAAGGCUUGUUCCAUUUUGGCAAAAAGCUUCAUUGAUCAUUUAUUGGUUGAUUGGUACAUUAUACAUGUACUGGUUUGCUAAAUACAUUGGCAUGAUUAGAGAAUACAUCAUUAGACCAGGUGUGCUCUUUUUUAUUAGAUCUCCUGAUGAUCCAAACAUAAAAAUUUUGCAUGAUAGUUUAAUUCAUCCAAUGAAAAUUCAGUUAUCAAGACUUUGCUUAUCCAUGUUCAUUUAUGCGGUUUUCAUCGUCCUUGGUUUCGGAAUACAUACAAGGUUAUUUUUCCCAAUAUUAUUGAAUUCAAAAAUUUUAUCGACACCACCUCCAUUUAAUGUCAUCAAGCAAGCCAAUAUCUUUUCUGCAUUAUUUAUAUUCUACAUUUCAAAAAGAAUUAUCGAGGAAAACCCUAAUGUGAAACUUGCAUUAAGAGAAUAUUGGAUCAAAAUUUUUGAAGUGGCCUCAAGAAGAUUGCGUUUAUCCUCCUUUAUCUUAGGUCAAGAGCACCCAUCAGAGACGGGUCAUAUACUCUAUCGUAAUUCUUUUUACAGGUUUUUGACUCCAGAAAAAGCAAAAUGGUCUAAUCCAGAUCUAUUCACUACGGGGAAAACUGAAGAGCAAGCAAAGAUAUUAUUCAAAGAAAAUCUUUCCAUUCAUGCAUAUUUUAUCCCAGACGGUAUACUAAUGCGUGUUCCAUCUUCCGAUAUUGUAUCUAGAAAUUAUGUCCAGACUAUGUUUGUUCCAGUGACAAAAGAUGAUCAAUUAUUGAAGCCACUUGAUUUAGAACGUAUAAAAGAAAGGAACAGACGUAAUGCUGGUGAAUUUGGUUAUUUAGAUACACAGAACACUGAUUUUGAUGAAUAUUCUAUUUGUUAUGUUCCACCAAACUUCAAAUUCAGAUAUAUUAGUCUCAUAUCUCUAAUGUGGUUCUUUGCUUCUGUUAUUAUAUUAUGUGUUGCAAUAGUCUCCCAGUAUCUAUUCAGUACGUUAAUAACUGUUACUUUGUUACCUGUAUUAUGGUCCAUGGGGGCGGAAUCAGAAUUAUCAUAUCUAAAGAGCUUAAUUUCAACAAGUUAUAAACAGCUCAAUAUUCAUUUCGUUUGUUUUGGAGCUGUAUUAUUAUCAUUUGCUUUAGACUAUUACAAAGCACAUGAACUGUCUAAGCUUUUAUUCAAGGAGCAUGUCGUAAUUGAAGAAAAUCAAGCUCGAAUUCAAGAUGGAGAUGAGGCCGAUGCUGAACACAAUGAUGCGCCAGCCAACGCUGCUGCUCCUGUUCUAGAGCGUCCUGGUCUCUUAGAGUUAAUCUUUGAAAAUUGGUUAACGAAAUAUGUAGUUCAAAUUGCCCUAAUGUGUAUUUCUUCGGUACUGAAAUGGUCAGUUUGGCUCAUGCUGGGAUGGUUCGGAUUUCAUCAAGCAUGUUACUAUAUUUCUAUGAAUAUCUCGAAUUCAGGUUUUAAGCAACUUCCAAAUGUCACAUUCUUCAUUAUAUCGUGUUGUUCCAUUAUUGAUAUGGUCAAUACAGUAUUGAAGUUUUUCAAAGUGGUGACUGAAGCUGGAAAUGCGUCUUGUUUUGAAAUGAUAAAGGCACAAUGGAGAGUUAAUAUUAAGCCCACCUUAAAGUCUCUGAUUGCACUUUUGUCUGUUAUUCUACCUAUUUCUGCAUUCUUUUCCUAUCUAGAAUAUAGGGAAAACAUCGAUAGAUAUAUUUCAUUCACAGAUGCUGUAUUUGAAAUGACUUAUAACAGAAUGGCAGCACAAACUCAAUCAUCCUUCUCAAAAAUCCAACACUGUUAUCAUAUUGUAUUCAUGGUUCUUUUCUUUAUCCAUUCAAUUCAAAGAGCAACUAAGAAUUUACAAAAAUGGUUGGGUACAUCAGUCCAAGAUGUUAAAGACAGAGUAUAUGCCAGCGGAAGAUCGUUGGAAAAUUAUUCUAAUGACGGUGACGCAUAA
Kazachstania africana CBS 2517 is the source of this 3831-nucleotide messenger RNA. RefSeq names its product E3 ubiquitin-protein ligase SSM4 (gene SSM4). Gene Ontology annotation, molecular function: zinc ion binding. The coding region runs from base 1 to 3831 and encodes 1276 amino acids. Gene Ontology annotation, cellular component: endoplasmic reticulum membrane. NCBI's taxonomy places the organism in Eukaryota, Fungi, Ascomycota, Saccharomycetes, Saccharomycetales, Saccharomycetaceae. The record is from RefSeq and is a predicted model, not a curated record. The transcript has a single exon.